Podarcis muralis (Common wall lizard) is the source of this 4545-nucleotide messenger RNA. It is a transcript of the gene NFIB, whose product is annotated as nuclear factor I B. The record is from RefSeq and is a predicted model, not a curated record. Gene Ontology annotation, biological process: regulation of transcription by RNA polymerase II. Gene Ontology annotation, molecular function: RNA polymerase II cis-regulatory region sequence-specific DNA binding; DNA-binding transcription factor activity, RNA polymerase II-specific. NCBI's taxonomy places the organism in Eukaryota, Metazoa, Chordata, Lepidosauria, Squamata, Lacertidae. Gene Ontology annotation, cellular component: nucleus.
UGCUGCUGCGAGAGAAGCCCGGCGGUUGCGCGCUGCUGCUGCUGCUGCUGCGAAGUGUUUUGCAGCCUUGGGGGGACGCGCGCGCGCACACUCCCGGGCUGGCGCUCGAGCGCACAGGGCUCUCUCUUCCUUUGCAAACUUUCGCCUUGCCAUCACCGCGCGCGCCAGGAUUUCUUUCCUGCUCCGCUCCGCCGCCGCAGCAACCUUGAACUUUGGCAACGGGGUUUGACAGUACCGUGGUGUAUCAACCCCCGCGCCGCGACAGCUUCUCCAAGAGCGAUUGCAGAUCCGGGAAAGAAAGAAGUGGGGGUGGUGGUAGUAUUAGUAAGUGGUGGUGGUGCAAAAGGCAGCGCGAGCGAGGGAAGGGAAAAGUCUCGCCAACCCCCCCUCCUCCUUAACUCCUGCUGCAUUCCAGCCAGCCAGCCCCCCCCCCACCAUCCGGUUUCUCUCCCCCCCCCCCAAGCCCCAAUCCACCAGCAGCCACUGCAGCAGCAACAGCACCAAGACGGAGUCUCCGAGAACAAGAGGGUUAAAAAGUGUAGAUUGGAUUUCACCCCGGGAAAUCCAGCGCUCGGAGUGAACUUGAAUCUCUUUGGCUAUUUAAGGAGGACUGGGGUUUGUCGGGAACUCGCGGCGCUCCGCGGUCGCUCCUUCUGAUUCCGAUUUCGCCCGAUGACUGUAACAUGAACAGAUGAGACCCUUGCGCUUUUGAUACUUUUUCUCUCCGCAGAAGUGCAUUCUCAGAGCGAAGUCAUGAUGUAUUCUCCCAUCUGUCUCACUCAGGAUGAAUUUCACCCAUUCAUUGAGGCACUUCUCCCACAUGUCCGUGCAAUCGCCUACACUUGGUUCAACCUUCAGGCUCGAAAACGCAAGUACUUUAAGAAACAUGAAAAGCGAAUGUCAAAGGAUGAGGAAAGAGCAGUCAAGGAUGAGCUACUUAGUGAAAAGCCUGAAAUUAAACAGAAGUGGGCUUCCAGGCUUCUCGCCAAACUGCGCAAAGAUAUCCGCCAAGAGUACCGGGAGGAUUUUGUGCUAACUGUUACCGGGAAGAAGCACCCGUGCUGUGUGUUGUCCAAUCCUGACCAGAAGGGUAAGAUUAGGAGAAUCGACUGCCUGCGACAGGCAGACAAAGUCUGGCGUCUGGAUCUAGUCAUGGUGAUCCUCUUUAAAGGUAUCCCUUUGGAAAGUACGGACGGAGAGCGACUCAUGAAAUCCCCCCAUUGCACAAAUCCAGCACUUUGUGUUCAGCCACAUCACAUAACAGUAUCAGUCAAGGAGCUUGAUUUGUUUCUGGCGUACUACGUGCAGGAUCAAGAUUCUGGACAAUCAGGAAGUCCAAGCCACAAUGAUCCUGCCAAGAAUCCACCAGUGUAUCUUGAGGAUAGUUUUGUAAAAUCUGGAGUCUUCAAUGUAUCGGAACUGGUGCGGGUGUCGAGAACGCCUAUAACCCAGGGAGCUGGAGUCAACUUCCCAAUUGGAGAACUUCCAAGUCAACCAUACUACCAUGACAUGAACUCGGGUGUAAACUUACAGAGGUCACUAUCCUCUCCACCAACCAGUAAGAGACCCAAAACUAUAUCCAUAGAUGAGAAUAUGGAACCAAGCCCAACAGGGGACUUUUAUCCUUCCCCCAAUUCACCAGCUGCUGGGAGCAGGACAUGGCAUGAAAGAGAUCAAGAUAUGUCUUCUCCUACAAUGAAGAAACCCGAAAAGCCUUUGUUUAGCACUACAUCUCCCCAGGAUUCUUCACCAAGACUGACCACUUUCCAGCAUCACCAUCCAGGGAUCCCGGGAGUUACACACAGUGUCAUCUCAACUAGAACUCCUCCUCCACCUUCACCAUUGCCAUUUCCACCACAAGCUAUUCUUCCUCCUGCGCCAUCUAGCUACUUCUCUCACCCAACAAUCCGGUAUCCUCCUCACCUGAAUCCUCAGGAUACUCUGAAGAAUUACUCUUAUGACCCGUCCAGUCCACAAACCAGCCAGCCUAACAACAGUGGUCAAGUAGUAGGGAAAAUGCCUGGCCAUUUUACUCCAGUUUUGGCACCCUCUCCCCAUCACAGUACGGUGCGGCCUGUGACCCUGACCAUGACAGACACUAAACCCAUCAUUACAUCCACUGAAGGUGAGGCAUCUUCACCUACAGCAACCACCUACACAGCCUCAGGCACAUCCCAAGCCAAUCGAUAUGUGGGACUAAGUCCAAGAGACCCUUCUUUUCUACACCAACAACAGCUGAGGAUUUGUGACUGGACCUUGAAUCAAAACGGCAGGCAUUUAUACCCCAGUGGCAAUGAGGAUACAUUGGGAAUUACUUGGCAAAGUCCUGGUACCUGGGCUAGCUUGGUCCCUUUUCAAGUAUCAAACAGGACACCAAUCCUGCCGACAAGCGUCCAAAAUUAUGGGUUGAACCUAAUUGGAGAACCUUUCCUUCAAGCAGAAACAAGCAAUUGAGGGAGAUUGAAACUGAACAAAAUACUAUAAAAGAAAGGAAGACGGGACAAAUAAAAAAAGAAGAAGAAGAAGAAAGAAGAACCUGAAGAAAGAAGAAACAUAGACCAGCAAUUGCAGCACUUACAAUCACUAAUUCCCUUAAGGUUGAAACUGUAACGAUGUUUAAAAAAAAAAAAAAAGGGUCGACGAUAUUUCACUGAUGAGUAGAAAGAUGUUCCUCCUAAGUAGCCUUUGUUCUAUGAAAUCCACUGGGAAAUAGAUGUUCUGUCUCUGACAAUAUAUUUUAACUGACUUUCUAGAUGCCUUAAUAUUUGCAUGAUAAGCUAGUUUAUUGGUUUAGUAUUCUUGUUGUUUACGCAUGGGAUCACUAUUCCUAGUUAGCUCUCAAAACAAAGGCUAGGAGACAUCCACCAGAGUUGCAGGAGAAUUGGGGCCAGUGGGCCAGCUUUUCUCAGCACUCUUAAUUUCUAAAAGUUUUUUUUCUCUCUCUAAGGAAAAAAAACCAAACAAUUUAGCCUUUAAUGAUCAAUCCAAAUUUGUUUAACUUUGGCCCUUAUAACCCAGCCUUUUCCUUCUGCGUUACCUAGUUUGAAAUGUUCAGGAAGUCAUUUAAACAAACAGGCAUUUUAUAGAAUUGAUGCCUCACUUUAGGUUUAAAUAAUGUGUUAUCUUCUUGUAUGACCGUAAAAACAAAAAAGAGAAAGACACGGAAAAUAAUUUCUCCCCCACUAAGGAAAACACUUAGAGGCAAGUGCAAUUUUUAAAAAAAGUAUAUCUAAAGGGAUCAUUGUUAUAAGUCCUUUAGCCCUUGGACUCUAAAUUGAGGGGAUUAAAAAAAACAAGAAGAAUUUCAAAGGUAUUUUGAACAAAUCUAUUUUCCCCUCAGUUUUGAAGGGGGGGCAUUAAAAGGCAUUAAUUAAAUCAAGACAAAUCAUGUACUUGAGAAAAAGAAAUUGAUUGAAACACAGCACUUAUGUUGAUUUUAGCUUCUGCCUCUUUGAGGUAUUUUAUUUAUUUAAAGUUACUGGUUGCAUCAAGAAGAAUCCCUAGAGAAUGGGAAAGGUUCUAUAAAACCUUCAUCACAGAGACGGGAGAGAGGUAAAUUCAAAUCACAGGGACAAAGCUUACAGUUUACAAACUGGGAACGCCAGGUUGUUGGGUUGGGUGGGGGGGGGGUGAAAUAUAUUUUUUAAAAAUGCACUCUUUUAGAAAGUAUAAUAACAGGGUGCUGAAAUCUUUGCAUGGUGCUCUCAGAAAUUAGCCUUGUUCGACACAUUUCUCAUAUUGACAGGAACGUGCAUGGGCGGAUACAUUUUGCCUCUAUGUCUCUAUAAAAAAAAAAUUAAUUAAAACUACUUUAUCCAGUAAUCCUAAUUUGCACGAAGUUAUAAUGUCCACAUAACGUGCCUUGCCUUGAAAUCUAAAAAAAAAAAGUGACAUCACUACACUUGUUUUGCUGCAUUUAUUAUCAUUUUAAAUCUUUACCAUUUUUAUGACAAAAUAUUUUGUACUCCAAGAUGGGAAAACGAAAAAAAAAAAAAUUGACAUCAUGGAUUUUUUAAGCAGUUAUAACUUUAUCUCACAUUUAUAAAGCAUAUCAUGGCUGUGUAUAGUUGCCGCUUGAAAAUUGUAAUCGACCAGCAAUAUUUUCAGUAUUUUGGUGUUUUUUCUAUUAAUCUUUCAUGUUUUUCAUCUUCCAAUUAAUAUUGGGGGGAGGGGAUUCAAAUUUAUACGAAUUAUGCAAUACCAAGUUUUGCCUAUGUACGUAGUGCUUUUUAGCUGUAUUGGUUAUUCUAGGUAAGUACACAGAUUUAAAAGACAAAAGAUUAAUGUAUGCUUUUUCGUUUGUUCGUUCGUUUGUUCGUUUGUUUUAAUUGACCAAAGUGGGUACUGCUAUUUUUGCAGUGUGAUGAGGUCCUUUUGUGUACUGAGAGAUGGGCAGGGGAUUUUUUGUUUUUGUUUAUACAUACAUAUAUCUAUCUAUUCUGGGUGGGUGGGAAGGAUUUGUGAACAGUGUAGCUGUGAAGCAGUGCACCAUUCGCCUGGUGAGGGCUACAAAGCGACUCUUCUGCCUACUGUGAUAAAAAAAAA